Molecule: messenger RNA, 1275 nt
Organism: Didymella exigua CBS 183.55
Lineage: Eukaryota; Fungi; Ascomycota; Dothideomycetes; Pleosporales; Didymellaceae
Product: UBC-like protein
Exons: 1
Biological process (GO): protein polyubiquitination; ubiquitin-dependent protein catabolic process
Cellular component (GO): nucleus
Molecular function (GO): ubiquitin conjugating enzyme activity
Source: RefSeq, a predicted model, not a curated record
GCUCAGAACUCAAAGUCGCUCAGGCGCCUCGCAGGCGACCACAGCUCCCUGCACACAGCCGGCCUCCCUCCAAACUACCUCUUCCCUCCUGACACAGACGCCUCUGCCGACCUCACGUCCCUUGAUGUCCUGCUCUCCGGCCCUGCCGGCACACCCUACGCGAACGGUGUUUGGCGACUGCACCUCGACAUCCCCGCUACGUAUCCCACGUCCGCUCCCACGGCUUUCUUCCGCACGCGAUGCUGGCACCCGAAUGUGGACGAGAGCUCGGGCGCCGUCUGCGUCGAGACACUGAAGCGGGACUGGAGUAGCACGCUCAAGCUGCGGGACGUGCUUGUCACGAUAUCCUGUCUGCUCAUACAGCCGAAUCCGGCGAGUGCGCUGAACGAAGAGGCGGGCAGGCUUGCGAGUGAGGACUGGGCCGGCUUCUGCAGGCGAGCGAAGCUCAUGACCGAGAUCCAUGCGUCCGUGCCGGCCGCCCUCGCGGAGCACGUCAGGGAAGCACGGAUGCGCGGCGAGGAGAAAGCGGCAGAGCCUGCGGCGAGGGAGCCGAGGCCUGAGGUCCGCGGCAAGGGGAAAGAGCGCGUCGGAGCCGCACCUCCAGCGUCCUCGAAGCCGCAACGUCUGCCGCUCGUCGAGGAUGCAGAGAACACACGGCGACGCGGGCGCACCACGGAGCCAGAGAGCGAUGAAAGCGACUGGAUUGCCGACCCUAGGAGGUCGCCCAGAAAGCUCCCUGGCCCAAAGCGCGAGCACAAUGUCUUUGGCGUCCGUGGAUUGGAGCCCACUGUUUCCCUGGAAGACGCGUCAAAGCGAGCGCUGCCUGUAGACUCGCACACGGGGGGACUGGCAGUUGCCCCGGAGCUCGAGGACACAGACCCCUUUACGACUGUAACCUCAAAGCGUACAUCACACCACGCAUCCUUGGUCAUACCCACCUCGCCAAACCUCACGACACCACUACAACCUACGACCGACACGCCAGAGCUUCUGAAGUACUCGCAUCAGAACCCUUUCUCUGCCAUCCAGCCAAACAACCAGCAGCAUCCGCUGCACAGAGAGUUCUCAUACUCGUGGCGAGACGCUGCGAUCCUUCACGAGACGGGUCUCAUCACGGACGGCGAGACUCGAGACUGCGCGAGGAAGAGGCUCGCAGGAGACGCAUUCGACAAGAAGCGGCAGUGGGAAAUGAAGCGAUUCAAGAGCGCCGGAUGCGAUCUCAAGCGCUAUAAUCGCGGCGACUUUGGGCCAAGGACGGGACUCGGGCGGCUCUGA